This is a messenger RNA of Glycine soja, 677 nucleotides long. Its product is annotated as late embryogenesis abundant protein Lea5-like. The transcript is spliced from 2 exons. Gene Ontology annotation, biological process: response to stress. Lineage: Eukaryota; Viridiplantae; Streptophyta; Magnoliopsida; Fabales; Fabaceae. The record is from RefSeq and is a predicted model, not a curated record. Bases 142 to 483 code for a protein of 113 amino acids. Gene Ontology annotation, cellular component: mitochondrion.
CCCUAAAACAAAGACAGAGAGAGAACAAAGAAUCAAAGAAAGGGGUGGUGGCUGCUUCGAAAGCUUAAUAAUUUGUUUAUUUCCAGAACAUCAUAGUUUUCGCAGCAGCAAACUAACAAAUUACUCAUAUCAUAUAAUAAGAUGGCCCGUUCUCUCUCGCAAGCCAAACGUAUUGGUGUCCUUGUUGCUCAAUCUAUCUCCCUAAUUCCCGUUCAUCGGCGAGGUUACGCAGUGGCAUCCGAUGUAUCGGUAAGAGUUGGAUUGGGUAAUAUUGGGCGAAGGAAUGGAAUCGUGGGAGGUGUAGAAGAGAAGCCUGAUACAAGAGAUGGUUCAAAAGCCUACUCAACUGAUUGGGCCCCAGACCCAGUAACAGGUUACUAUAGGCCCAUUAACCACACCCCUGAAAUUGACCCGGUGGAGCUUCGGCAUAGGUUGCUCCGAUCACCUCCACUAGAGCCUAGAGGAGUUGCUGGACACCCAUGACAUGCCCAAAUUUUACUUAGGAUUUGGUUUGGUUUGGUUUGGUUUGGUAGGGUAACCUUGUGUUGUUGUUCCAAAAAAUAAAAGGUUUUGUUAAAGUUAAACUACUUCCUAUGUACCCUAGAAUCUACUUUUAAGGUUAUGGUUCUUAUUAUUAGUGCAAUAAAAUUGGUUGAGAUGACUAAUCCUUUGAUUCU